Messenger RNA from Eurypyga helias (sunbittern), 744 nucleotides. RefSeq names its product sperm flagellar protein 2-like. Gene Ontology annotation, biological process: sperm axoneme assembly. Gene Ontology annotation, cellular component: manchette; sperm midpiece. The annotation marks the transcript as partial. NCBI's taxonomy places the organism in Eukaryota, Metazoa, Chordata, Aves, Eurypygiformes, Eurypygidae. The record is from RefSeq and is a predicted model, not a curated record. The transcript has 5 exons.
GAGGCUUACCGGGAGGAGCACCUCAUUUGCAGACUGAUGAGGCAGUCUCAGCAGGAGCGGAGAAUUGCUGUUCAACUCAUGCAUGUUCGACGUGAAAAAGAGGUGUUAAGGCAGAACAGAAUUUUCAGGGAAAAACAAUAUGAAGAAAGACGACUGAAAGAGUUCCAGGAAGCUCUUGAUAGAGAAGCGGCUCUUGCAAAACAAGAAAAAAUUGAUCAUGAAGAACAAAUUAUCAAAGAAAGAGAAUGUCAUGAGAAAAUUGCCAUUGAAAGAGCUCAGGCACGUUAUAGAAAGCAUUAUUCUAUAUGCUGGGAAGUGAUUAACCAAGUCAUUGAUUUGUCAACAAAAGUAGGAGAAUAUCGUCUACUGACAAACAACAGAAUUCCAUUAAAACUGAUGCUUGAUUGGAAGGAAAUUUUUUUUAAUGGCAAACCAAUGUAUGAACAAGCCUCAAUUCAACCUUUGCCAAAUGAACCAAGCCCAGAACAAGUUGUAGAGCUGAAUAAAAUGAAUCUCUUAGAUGAAAAAGAUUAUGGUGAAUACAAGGUACAUCUAACUGAUAACACAUUGAACUUGAAAAUAUUUGGAAGCUACGACAUCAUCAGUUGUGGCUACUCACUUACUAAAGUACUGUGUGUUGAUACUCUGGUUCAGGAAGCCAUCCAAGCUUUUCUUAAAAAUGAAAUGAAAAGUGAACACAAUGCUAUUCCACAAGAAGCAGAGAGUUCUGAGGAACAGAAUGAG